AUGGCGGCCACCGCGAUGGACCACGACGGCGGCGGCGACGUGGUCACACCAGGGGAGCUCCUCGGCAACUCGUUAACCCUCGCGGCCGGACGCGGCGCCUACGCCGACGGCCGCUCCGUGCGCGCGUCGGUCACCGGGCGCCGCCGCAUCGUGCCGCCCGCACCUGGCUCCGACGACCAGAGAUCCACGGUGGAGGUGGUGGGGCACAAGGCCCAUGGAGCUGUGCCGCAGCCGGGAAGCGUUGUCAUCGCCCGAGUGACAAAGGUUAUGGCUAGAAUGGCCUCUGCAGAUAUCAUGUGUGUCGACUCAAAGGCUAUCAAAGAAAAGUUCACUGGCAUGAUAAGGCAGCAAGAUGUUCGUGCAACAGAAAUUGACAAGGUGGAUAUGUACCAGUCAUAUCGGCCUGGGGACAUUGUUAAAGCUAAGGUUCUUUCCCUUGGUGAUGCAAGGGCAUAUUACCUUUCCACGGCGAAGAAUGAACUUGGAGUCGUUUCAGCACAAAGUAUAGCUGGUGGUACAUUGGUCCCAAUCAGCUGGACUGAGAUGCAAUGUGACUUGACUGGUCAAAUUGAGCAAAGGAAAGUUGCGAAGGUGGAAUAG
Miscanthus lutarioriparius is the source of this 600-nucleotide messenger RNA. The record is from the annotation of a GenBank genome assembly. NCBI's taxonomy places the organism in Eukaryota, Viridiplantae, Streptophyta, Magnoliopsida, Poales, Poaceae.